AACCCAAGUUUGACAACCGAUCCACUUUCUCGUUCUUCUUCAUCCCCAAGUGCAUAUACUACUACUAGGGUUUACCAAACACUCUGAACAAAACCAAUAAGAAAAUGGCAUCGAAAUCUCUUCUCAGAAAUGGAGUUGCAUUGUUGAAUCGAUUAUCACUAUCAAAUUCAAAAUCACUUCUGAAUUCCAAUCAUCAUCAACCUUACCUUUUCCCAUCCCUCUCCAAGCUCCAGAAUUUUCCUCAAAACGACGCCGAAUCAGCGAAGAACCUUAUUUCCUCCGAAGGAUUUCUCUACCCAUGUGGCCUCCCUUCUCUUCGCUUCUUCUUACCUAAUGGGGACACUUCUUCAGACGAGCCAAUGAUUUUAUUCCCAAAAAGGACAUUUCAACCUAGCAUUAUCCGCAGAAAGAGGAAUCAUGGUUUUUUUGCUCGGAAGGCAACCAAAGGUGGCAGAAAGGUAAUUGCUCGAAGAGUAGCUAAGGGUCGGUUUAGGAUUACAGCUUAGUGUCAUUGACUUUUAAGUUAAAGAUUCAACUUAGCACCUUAGUGCACUUCAUGAUAAGACUCAGUGGAACAGGGCGAUACGGGGUGGGGGGUUUCUGAGUACAGUAUUCUAUAAACCAUUUUCCUGGCAGCUAUGUUAUGAAUCAGUUUCAAUAAUAUGUAACCCUUACUGUUUUAUGUUCAAGACAGCUUAAAGAUUUAGGUGUGGUUGAUUUAUUAAAUGUGAAGUUGAUAGAA
Molecule: messenger RNA, 742 nt
Organism: Lathyrus oleraceus (garden pea)
Lineage: Eukaryota; Viridiplantae; Streptophyta; Magnoliopsida; Fabales; Fabaceae
Exons: 3
Coding region: 105-506 (133 amino acids)
Biological process (GO): translation
Cellular component (GO): ribosome; mitochondrial large ribosomal subunit
Molecular function (GO): structural constituent of ribosome
Source: RefSeq, a predicted model, not a curated record